Selaginella moellendorffii is the source of this 1570-nucleotide messenger RNA. Its product is annotated as charged multivesicular body protein 7. The coding region runs from base 108 to 1445 and encodes 445 amino acids. The transcript has 9 exons. Gene Ontology annotation, biological process: late endosome to vacuole transport via multivesicular body sorting pathway; vesicle budding from membrane. Lineage: Eukaryota; Viridiplantae; Streptophyta; Lycopodiopsida; Selaginellales; Selaginellaceae. The record is from RefSeq and is a predicted model, not a curated record. Gene Ontology annotation, cellular component: cytoplasmic side of plasma membrane; ESCRT III complex; multivesicular body.
GCCCACCUUGUUGUUGCUCCUCCUGGGCUCGGCAACACUGGUGUCUCCUCGGCUGCGCCACCACCCUCCUCGCCCGCCACGGCGCAAACGUGACCACCACUGCAGCCAUGAGAGAGCGAGAGAGAGAGCUUGCCCUAGCGAGGAGCACAAGUUAUGAUAUGGGCGAGGUGGAGGUGAGGACGCUGGUGGAGCGCGAGGUGCCCGGCUGGGCGGAGGACGAUGUCAAGGUGGAUGCGCUGUUCAAGGCCUUCUCUGGGCAGCGCGAGGAUUGGCAGGGACGGCUCGACUUCUGGCGAGCGCUCAUCGUCAAGCUGGCUCGUCACCUGGGCCUCAUUGUCAUCGACGGCCGGGAAGUGCAACUGCGAUGGUUUCUACGCGAUGGACUACUGCCCUUGUGCCUGAACGAUGUCCUACGUGAAAUGCUGCGGUCUGGAGAACUCCAGGCAUUGGAACAGCAGGAGCGGCAGCAGCGAACUUCAAGCCUGGGACGGGCUCUGGCAUGGGCGCUGGGUUUCCAAACGGCCAAGGACACCAUCGACACUGCCGUGGGUGGCAGACUAGUCGUCACCGUUCUUCUCAAGGAAAGGGUGGCGCACGUCUGCAAAACUCUAGCCGACACAAGCUGGAAAUCGGACUGCAUUGUGACCAUGAAGUCGUUUGUGGGGCUGUUUGGCGAGACCGACGACGCCAAAGCUGCAAUGCACUACCUGCUUGACAAGAAGCUGGCUCGACACGUUUGCAUCGACGAAAGGGAUGAGCUGAUUGAGGGGCUCAAGAUAUCACUGGUGCAGUCUUGUGUGUCUGCCUUGAACCAAGUGGAUUACCACAUGUUGCAGCUCCACUGGACCAGCGAGAAGAUGAAGCAGAGGUUGGAUGCUCUUGACCAGCGAGUUUCACAGCUUCGCGAGGCUGCGGUCGGGGCUAAAGACAAGCGUGUUGCCUUGAGACACUUGAGAUCCAUGAAGGUCUUGGCAAGCAGCCGGGACAAGUGUGCGGACCUCAUGGCCAGGAUCCAGGAGAUACUGGACGCCAUCUCUGAUGCAGAAGCGACUAAAAAGGUCUCGGAAGCCAUCCAGCUGGGGAACCGCGCCAUGAGAGAACACCACGUCACUCUGGAAGAAGUUCACGAGCAACUCAAGGAGAUGGACGAAGCAAUGGUGCUGACGAAAGUAGUCGGAGACGCUCUAGGUGGCCCGGCGAGCAUCGACGCUGUUGAAGAUGAGGAUCUGCUACAGGAGAUCGCCAGCCUCGAGGAGGAGGUUCGCCAAGAACCGGGAGGACACAAAGAAGAGCUGGCAGGGACAAUCUCUACACCGGAUGAGGAAGUUGCUUUGGUGGUGGAAGGCUUUUCAAACUUGCAGCCGACGCUUUGCUGCAGUGUGGGACCGAGAUUAACGCACACUUCUGCAGUCACCACUAAGAUUUGCAGCACCCUGCUGCUAUAAAGUUUCCUGGUCGUCACGAAUCUAUUGAUCAGUGGCAAGCUAAAGAUCACAACCAUUCUUAAAACAAAGUAUCACACCUGAGUACCCAAAAUAAAUAUAAAACCUAGAGAUGUGACUCCACUUAA